CAUGACAUCACUGAAAGAGCAAGUAAACGAUGACGACGAACUCCGAAGCCACGAGCAAGAUCUCCGACGAUCACCGCCGCUCGGUCGAGAUCAACAGCAUCGGAGAUCGUGAGACUUUGUACACCCUUCUUCGCCGAUUUGUCUCUGGGGUGACCUCUCCCGACGCCGCCGCAUCACCGCCUCCGCCGCUGUUCCGGAGGAUCCGAACCUCUUUCCUUGAGACCGCGCCGAAGCUUCCAGAUGCUUCCAGAAACUCUGCGCAUGAUCUCCUCAUAUGGACUCGCCGCGGCAGCCCUCUCCGCUCUCUUCUUGUCAUCUCUGUUGGGACUAUUGUACUUGUUGCUUUGACAGGAUUGCUGAUUUUUACACUUUUCCUUUUGGCCGCAACUCUUAAUGCUGUUAUCAUCUCGUUUCUCAUAUCUUUGGCAGCUGCUGGAGGGUUUUUAGCCCUUUUCUUUGCCUGCUUAACGGCAGUUUAUAUUUGGUCCUUAUCGGUUGCAAUAUUUGUCAUUUCCAUCACAACUAGCUUAACAAUCUUUGCUGUUGUUAUAGCUACAGGGUGGGUCGGGUUCUUUUGGGUUGUCUGGCUCACCGCCAAUAAAAGCUUGAACAUUGCAAAGAGCUCACUCAGCAUGACGACCUCAGCACUAGCAGCGUAUUCAGCAUCACGACAUUCUCAUCACAGCACAUCAUUGAAAUCUGCCAAUUGAAUCAGGAGGAAUGGCUGUCUCUCAGCCAGUGAGAAUGACAUAUUAUGUUGUGGUCUGUGGUCCUUAUUCACCAUCUGUUGAGGAGAAAUUUUGUGCAUUUGAAGUCAAUGUGAUAUCUUGAUCGACAAUGUGCAACAACAGCUUUGUGUGUCUAGAAAAAUGAACCACCCUCUCCAAGCUUUGUAUUUUGUGAAUAGUGAAUGUAUGAUCCAACUCUUUUGUAUGAGAAAAAAAACAGUUUUUGUGCCUUUGCAUUCA
Dioscorea cayenensis subsp. rotundata (Guinea yam) is the source of this 968-nucleotide messenger RNA. RefSeq lists its product as uncharacterized. Bases 30 to 710 code for a protein of 226 amino acids. The record is from RefSeq and is a predicted model, not a curated record. NCBI's taxonomy places the organism in Eukaryota, Viridiplantae, Streptophyta, Magnoliopsida, Dioscoreales, Dioscoreaceae. The transcript is spliced from 3 exons.